Trichomonas vaginalis G3 is the source of this 679-nucleotide messenger RNA. RefSeq lists its product as uncharacterized. The annotation marks the transcript as partial. Lineage: Eukaryota; Parabasalia; Trichomonadida; Trichomonadidae. The record is from RefSeq and is a predicted model, not a curated record. The transcript has a single exon.
AUGAACAAAAACGGAACCGCUAAAAUGAAUGAUAAUCAAAUUAGAGCAGAAGGUAGAAGGUUAUUUAAACGCUUCUAUAACAUUCCUGAUGGCGUUAAUCCUAAAACUCGUAGAAGCUAUUUAAAUGAAGCAAUAGAUGCAUAUGAAGGGUUUGACAUUUCAUCAGAAAGUGAGAGAUUAGCGAGAAUGUUAAAUGUUAAUAUUGAUUUCUAUUAUUGUGAUCCUCAACCAGAAGACGUGGACAUAAAUAAGGUAGACUUUCCAUUAGUGGAAUCAAUAAUGAUAGAUCCAGAAUUUGAAACAGUAAAUAUUUUAUUAACACAGAGUCCAUGUGGAAAACUUCACGCUGACAGAAUAACAGACGUUGAAGCACUCACCGGCUAUAGAGUUUGUCCAUAUUGUAAAGAAGAAGUUUAUUCUAUCCGUGAUGAUCCAGAAAGGAAAAACCAAAGAAGAUUUUUAAAGCAUUGUGAGAAAUGUAAAGAAAAUAAUGGAAGAUUAAUUCAAGACGUUCAAUUGCAAAAGACACAGCAACCAUAUGCACCACAUAUUACGAAACAGAAGAUAUAUCAGUGGUUAUUAGCUCACAAUUUGCAGGAAUAUUAUCAACCGACAAGAUAUUAUAUUACUUUUGACUUUGAAACAUUAGAGACUAAAGAAGAAUUACAACUUUCUGAGU